This is a messenger RNA of Populus euphratica (Euphrates poplar), 5715 nucleotides long. RefSeq lists its product as uncharacterized. Lineage: Eukaryota; Viridiplantae; Streptophyta; Magnoliopsida; Malpighiales; Salicaceae. Gene Ontology annotation, biological process: DNA integration. Gene Ontology annotation, molecular function: nucleic acid binding; RNA-DNA hybrid ribonuclease activity. The record is from RefSeq and is a predicted model, not a curated record.
AUGUUAGAGCCUACUGAGAAGAAAGGUUUUAUCGGGAAAAAGAAGGAGUCUGAGGUGAACAAUAUGGAAGGAGGGUACAAGGGUAAGAAGAAAAAUUACCAUCACUAUAACUUCCAAAGACCUACCCAACAAGUUACAAGUGUAAGCUUCACUAAACCUUUCCAUACCAACCAGCAAAACCAACCAAAUGACCAACAAAGUAACCAGAUUGGUAAUCCUACAAGAAGGAAUUUUCAAAGAACCCAAGAACGAUUGCCACCAUUACCACUUCCCUUGGGAGAAAUGUAUUCGAAGUUGUUGAGUAUUGGGCAAGUGGCCCCUGUUCCUUUAACCCCACUACAACCUCCAUACCCAAAUUGGUAUAAGCCUGAUAUGACAUGUGAAUAUCAUGUUGGCAUUGCUGGGCAUAACAUUGAAAGCUGUAAUGCAUUCAAAAACAAGCUCCUUCAAUUGAUAAAAGCUGGAUGGAUAACUUUUGAUGAUGCACCGAAUGUGAAUUCCAACCCUUUACCCAAUCAUGCUACAAGCAGUGGAGGGGUGAAUGCUAUCGGAGUAGAGGGUAAGAAGGAAAGAACUUUGAAGGUUUCCAUGGAAAAACUGUACGGUAUGAUGGUACAGUCUGGAUAUUUAUCCGAGUUUGAACCAGUAAUGAAUGAAAAUAAUUACUGUAAGUUUCAUGCCAAGGUGGGACAUCACAUUGAUGAUUGCGAAGAAUUUCACCAAAGAGUGAAAAGGAUGUUGAUUUUCGGCAUGAUACGGAUAGAAAGUGAAGAAGAAAGCAGUGAAGUGGGAAUGAUAGGCAGCCAGGAGAAAAAAAGAGAGGUUUGUAGACUCCAACCAACUGUGGGUGGUCCGCCAAAACUAAUCCUAAUCAAGCCUGUAUGUACCAAUAAUGGAAGUUAUGGCACAAUGCCUUACAAUUAUGGGUAUGCUUUCAACGUUAAAAAUCCUACUCCUGUCUUCCAUACAGAAAUCGGCGGUUUAACUCGAAGUGGUCGUUGUUUUACACCAGAAGAAUUAGAGAGGCAGAGGAAAGCUAAAGGAAAAGAAACAGUUGAGGCUUUUAAAGAUAUGGAAGUGAACAAACCCAUAAGUGAAGAGGAGUCUAAUGAAUUUCUAAAGUUGAUGAAGCAUAGUGAGUAUAGUAUAGUAGAUCAGUUGAAGAAAACUCCUGCUAGAAUCUCUUUAAUGUCACUUAUCUUGAGUUCUGAGUUACACCGUAAAGCGUUGCAAAAGGUGUUGAAUGAAGCAUAUGUGCCACAGGAUAUUACUCAGGAUACAAUGGAGCAUUUGGUGGGAAGAAUUCAAGCCUCCAAUUACUUAUAUUUCACUGAAGAUGAGCUAGACCCGGAAGGGACUGGGCAUAACAAGCCCUUGUAUAUCACUGUGAAAUAUAAGGACUGUCUGAUCGGCAAAGUGCUUGUGGAUAAUGGUUCAGCUUUGAAUGUGUUACCAAGGUAUAUGCUGGAUGAGAUGCCAAUUGAUGCUACUCAUAUGAGGCCAAGUACUAUGACGGCUAGAGCAUAUGAUGGUUCCCCUAGACAGGUGGUAGGGACCAUUGAUAUUGAAUUGUUUAUAGGGCCUCAAAUGUUUUUGAUAACCCUACAAGUGAUGGAUAUCCAUCCUUCCUAUAGCAUGUUAUUAGGAAGGCCAUGGAUACAUGCCUCUGGGGCUGUGACAUCAUCUCUACACCAAUGCCUGAAGUACAUCAUCAAUGGUACUUUAGUGAAAGUUAAGGCAGAAGAAACCUUGUCCAUGAUAAGGAAUGUGGCGGUCCCUUAUAUUGAAGCAGAAGAUUGCAAAGAUGGAGAUCUCCAUGCCUUCGAGAUUGUGAACACCGAAUGGGUACCGGAGAAUACUGUGUUAAGAAGACCAGCUAUUUCUAGUACUGCUAGAAUGAUAGCUAAAUGCUUUUUAAAACAUGGGCUGCCAUUCCAGAAUGAUCUAAUUGCUGGAAAUCAUAAAAGAGUCAACAUAAUGAAAAUUAAGGCCGUUGAUCAGAGGUUUGGGCUUGGCUUCAAGCCUAAGAAAGAUGAUCAUAAGAGAGCUGCUAGGAUAAAGCGAGAGAGAAGGUUGGCCAGAAUAGAAGGAAGAAAGCCAGAAGAAGAAGACAUUGCAAUCCCACCUAUCCAUGUUUCUUUUCCAAAGUCAGCAUAUGUUAUGAAACCUGAAAACAUGAUGGAAGUCUUGGGACAGAAACUUGCUGUCAUGGAUAUCAACAAUGUAGAAGAAGGUGAAGAGAAAGGCUGGAACUAUGAUGAUGAGCCAAUAAUAAUAAAAGAAGAUGAAUUGUUACCACAGUUAACUGUCCAUGCUCUAGAAGAAGCUCCAACCAACGCUUUUGUGCGAAAGCUUUCAGUUGAAAAAAUUGCAAUGGAUGAAGAGGAAUGGGAUGAAGAGUUUGCUAAACGGGUAGAACAGUCAGAGCAUGCUUGGAAACCUGCGAAGGAAGAACUAGAGGUGAUAAAUGUAGGCACCGAGCAAGAUAAAAGAGAGUUAAAGAUUGGAACUCUGAUCACUACAGAAGAAAGAUGCAGUUUAACCUCAUUACUACAAGAGUAUAUCGAUGUGUUUGCCUGGUCUUAUACAGAUAUGCCUGGUUUAGACAUUGAUAUUGUAGUACACAGAUUACCUUUGAUAGAAGGAUGUAAACCUGUUAAGCAGAAAUUAAGAAGAACUCGCCCAGAUAUUGUGCUCAAAGUCAAGGCAGAGAUAGAGAAGCAGUGGGAUGCCGGUUUUCUAAAAGUUAUUAAAUACCCUCAAUGGGUAUCUAAUAUAGUGGUGGUACCAAAAAAAGAUAACAAAAUCAGAGUAUGUGUAGAUUUCAGGGAUCUAAACAAAGCCAGUCCGAAGGAUGAUUUUCCUUUGCCUCAUAUAAAUGUCUUGGUAGACAAUGCUGCUAGGAGUUCAACUUACUCCUUUAUGGAUGGAUUUUCCGGUUAUAACCAGAUUAAAAUGGCUGAAGAGGAUAAAGAGAAGACCACUUUUAUCACACCAUGGGGAACAUUCUGCUACAAAGUGAUGCCAUUUGGGUUAAAGAAUGCUGGAGCCACGUAUCAAAGGGCAAUGGUGACACUUUUCCAUGAUAUGAUGCAUAAAGAGAUUGAAGUGUAUGUGGAUGAUAUGAUUGCCAAGUCUAAGAAUGAAGAAGAUCAUGUUCAGGUUCUAAGAAAAUUGUUUGAAAGACUAAGAAAGUAUCAGUUGAAGCUGAAUCCUUCAAAAUGCUCGUUUGGGGUAAAGUCUGGAAAGUUGCUAGGAUUUGUGAUAAGCAAUAAAGGAAUAGAGGUCGAUCCUGAUAAAGUGAAAGCAAUUCAGGCUAUGACAGUUCCUAAGACUGAGAAAGAAGUAAGAGGUUUCUUAGGACGUUUGAAUUACAUUGCUCGAUUCAUAUCUCAGUUAACAACAACAUGUGAGCCAAUUUUUCGAUUACUUCGGAAAAAGAACCCUGGUAUAUGGGACAAAGAUUGUCAAGAGGCUUUUGAUAAAAUAAAGCAAUACUUACAGAAUCCACCUUUACUCGUGCCCCCUGUGCCUGGAAGACCUUUGAUCUUGUAUUUGACAGUAACUGAGGUAGCAAUGGGCUGUGUGUUGGGACAACAUGAUGAGUCUGGAAGAAAGGAGCAAGCUAUCUAUUAUCUGAGUAAGAAGUUUACAGAUUGUGAAUCCAGAUAUACUGUGACUGAGAAGCUAUGUUGUGCUCUUGUAUGGAGUACGAAGCGUCUUCGACAAUAUAUGUUGUAUUAUACCACCUGGUUGAUCUCAAAAAUGGAUCCUCUUAAAUACAUCUUUGAGAAACCAUACUUGUCAAGCCGAAUAGCAAGAUGGCAAGUGAUGUUGGCUGAGUAUGACAUUGUAUACAAGACAAGAAAAUCUGUAAAAGGAAGUGUAAUUGCUGAUCAUCUAGCAGAUAAUGCUAUCAAUGACUAUGAGCCUUUGAAAUUUGACUUCCCGGAUGAGGAUGUGUUGAUAGUAGAAGAGGACAAAGAAAAGAAUGAUUGGUGGAUCAUGUAUUUUGAUGGGGCAGUGAAUGUUUCUGGUAAUGGAGCAGGCGCUGUGAUAAUCUCACCUGACAAGAAGCAAUAUCCCGUCUCAGUCAAACUACAAUUUGAAUGCACUAACAAUACUGCUGAAUAUGAGGCUUGUAUCCUUGGAUUAGAAGCUGCUUUGGAGAUGAAAAUAAAGAAGCUUGAUGUCUAUGGGGAUUCAAUGUUAAUAAUCUGUCAAGUGAAAGGCGAAUGGCAGACCAAGGAGGAAAAAUUGAUACCAUAUCAACAAUAUCUCUCGAAACUGACUGAGGGCUUUGAUGAGAUAGAUUUUUCCCACAUGGGAAGAGACAAAAACCAGUUUGCUGAUGCUUUGGCAACUUUAGCUUCUAUGGCCAAAACUGAUUACGGAGUAAGAGUACAACCAAUCUGCAUUGAGAUUAGAAAUUUUCCAGCUCAUUGUUGUUCAGUUGAAGGAGAAAUAGAUGGGAACCCAUGGUUUUAUGACAUCAAGCAGUUUAUCCAAUAUCAAGAGUAUCCCUUGGGGGCAUCCAAAGCAGAUAUGAAGACCUUGAGAAGGUUAGCUCUGGAAUUUUACCUGGAUGGAGAAAUUCUAUACAAAAGGUCAUUCAAUGGGACUUUACUGAGAUGUCUAGAUGAAAUCGAAGCUAAGGUAGCAUUGCAAGAAAUUCAUGAAGGAAUUUGUGCAACUCAUGCAAGUGGGCAUAUGAUGGCUAGACAAUUACAACGAUCGGGGUAUUUCUGGAUGACCAUGGAGAAAGAUUGCAUCGAUUAUGUCAGGAAAUGUCAUAAAUGUCAAGUGUAUAGUGAUAAGAUAAAUGCACCUCCAGCUCCUCUAUUUAAUAUGACAUCACCAUGGCCAUUUGCAAUGUGGGGAAUAGAUGUGAUUGGGCCAAUCAACCCAAAAGCCAGCAAUAAGCAUCAAUUUAUCUUAGUAGCCAUUGAUUACUUCACAAAGUGGGUGGAGGCCAGCUCUUAUGCCCAUGUAACUCAAAAUGUGGUCAAGAGUUUUAUUGAGAAAGAUUUGAUCUGUCGAUAUGGUUCACCUGAGAAGAUAGUGACCGAUAAUGCCCAGAAUUUUAAUGGAAAAAUGAUCACAGAAUUAUGCGUGAAGUGGAAGAUUAAACAUUCAAACUCAUCUCCCUACAGACCAAAGAUGAAUGGUGCUGUCGAAGCUGCAAACAAGAAUAUCAAGAAGAUUAUCCAGAAGAUGGUAGUUAAUUACAAGGAUUGGCAUGAGAUGCUUCCCUUUGCUCUACAUGCAUAUCGCACAACAGUAAGAACAUCUACUGGAGCUACACCUUAUUCACUAGUAUUUGGGAUGGAGGCGGUGAUGCCUUUGGAAGUAGAAAUUCCAUCUUUGAGAGUACUAAUAGAAUCUGAACUAGAAGAAGUUGAAUGGGCUAAAGUGAGAUAUGAGCAGCUAAACAUGAUAAGUGAGAAGAGGUUGGCUGCAAUUUGUCAUCACCAGCUAUACCAAAGAAGGAUGGCCAAAGCAUAUGACCGGAAAGUCCGACCAAGAGAAUUCAAAGAGGGGGAUCUUGUACUCAAAAAAAUCUUACCACUACCAAGUGAAGACCGAAGCAAGUGGGCACCAAACUAUGAAGGCCCAUAUGUAGUGAAGAAAGCUUUCUCCGAAGGGGCUAUGUUGUUAACUAGGAUGGAUGGAGAUGAUUUACCUAGGCCCGUGAACUCUGAUUCUGUGAAAAAG